Molecule: messenger RNA, 357 nt
Organism: Solanum stenotomum
Lineage: Eukaryota; Viridiplantae; Streptophyta; Magnoliopsida; Solanales; Solanaceae
Exons: 2
Coding region: 1-357 (118 amino acids)
Source: RefSeq, a predicted model, not a curated record
AUGGCGCCUGCUGAGCUAAAAGAGUUAAAGGAUCAGUUGAAAGAUUUGCUUGAUAAAGGCUUUAUCAAGCCUAGUGCUUCACCAUGGGGAGCACCAGGAUUUUCUUCAAUUUCAAGCCCAUUAACAAAGCUGACUCAAAAAGUAGCUAAGUUCCAGUGGACUGAGGCUUGCAAGCACAGUUUCCAGGAGCUGAAGGACAGGUUGACAUCAAGACCAGUUCUUGCAUUGCCAGACGGUUCAGAAGGCUAUGCGGUAUAUUGUGAUGCUUUUGGUGUUAGGUUAGGAUGUGUUCUAAUGCAAUAUGGUAAAGUUAUCGCAAAUGCGUCAAGGCAGUUGAGAAAACAUGAGAAGAACUAG